UUUUUUUGAGCUUGUGAUGGUGUCCUUGCAAUGUGGCAAUUUGAGCCCUGUAUGAGUGACUUAUGUAAUGAUUUUUUGUCAGCUGUGGAUGCAGUGGGGAGUGUGUGUGGUGUUUCAAGACUCUUGGUGCACUCAGAUUUGAUGUCUGGACAAAUUUCAUUGUCUGAAUAUACCGAAACAAAAUGCUCCUACCACCUUUUUCUGCUUUUUUCUCCUGCUAGUGCUGGGCUCAAGCUGUCAGAGGGAAGGAGGAAAUUAAUUUGUUGGGCUGUGUUUUUGCACAACUUUGUGGCUUGCUGCUGGUGUUUGAGAGGUUGGGAAAUGCACAUUUCCCAUUUCCUGUGAUGAGCGAUAAUCUUGAUAGGAUUGAAUUUGGAGGGAGUGUGCUGUUGACCUAAUGUUUGUCAGUGAUAACUAGAAGACAGAGCAUUUAAUCUCUAGCAAGGACACACAUGCACACACUCUAGUUGCUGGAUUUAGCAUUUAAACAUUCAAUAGAGCUGCAGCAGGCUUUCCUGGCACUUGGAAAGCACAUCUUUAAGCAUCUUGAUCUGUGUUUGGACAAAUCUGGGAACUGAUAAUUUUCCUGUUAAAAACAGAAUUGUCCUUGUUUUGAGAGUCAGAGCCCUCUGAAGCAGUGAGUUAAAUAUUGCUGCAGUAGCUCUGGAGGCAAACAGAGCUGCUGUUGUUUGCUCCAUAAUAGCACUUGCUCAGCCUCGGACACGAGAAUUUUUUACAAGAUGGGGAAUGUUGGCUAGGAUCCUGGAGUGUUGGCUUGGUGGUGGUUUUUCUUUUUUUUCCUGAAGUGCUUAUAAACUCUUGGCUUACCAGAGGACAGCACCCUUUGCACAAGCAUCUCUGCGAAGCAUCACCGUGGGCUUAGCCCUGAGCCUGUGAAUUCAGAAGGAUCCCAGCAGCAGCUUCACGUCACAAUGGUUUCCAUUCCUGAAUUCUACGAAGGAAAAAACAUCCUCCUGACAGGAGCUACAGGAUUUGUGGGAAAAGUGCUUUUGGAAAAGCUGCUUAGAUCCUGUCCUAAAGUGAAAGCAGUGUAUGUGCUGGUAAGGAAAAAAGCAAAGCAGACACCUGAAGCACGAAUAGAAGAAAUUACCAGCUCUAAGCUCUUUGACAGAUUGAGAGAAGAACAACCAGACUUCAAAGAAAAAAUAAUAGUAGUUGUGAGCGAACUUACACAGCCUGAACUGAAUCUUAGUAAACCAAUCAAGGAAGAACUUAUAGAAUGCAUUAAUAUUAUAUUUCAUUGUGCUGCUACAGUCAGAUUCAAUGAAACACUAAGAGAUGCUGUGCAGUUGAAUGUGGUUGCCACACAACAGCUCCUCUCCUUGGCACAGCGAAUGAAGAAUCUGGAGGUGUUCAUGCACGUUUCCACCGCCUAUGCAUAUUGCAAUCGGAAACAGAUUGAGGAAGUGGUGUACCCACCUCCCGUGGAUCCCAAGAAACUGAUAGAUUCCCUUGAGUGGAUGGAUGAUGAUCUAGUGAAUGAUAUUACUCCUAAACUGUUAGGCAAAAGACCUAAUACUUACACAUACACGAAAGCCUUAGCUGAAUCCGUGGUGCAGCAGGAGGGUGCAAAUUUAAACAUUGCCAUUGUAAGGCCGUCCAUCAUUGGUGCCAGCUGGAAGGAGCCUUUUCCUGGCUGGAUUGAUAACUUCAAUGGACCUAGUGGUAUCUUCAUUGCUGCAGGAAAAGGAAUUCUUCGAACAAUGAGAGCUUCCAACGAUGCGUUAGCAGAUCUUGUCCCAAUAGAUGUUGUUGUCAAUACCACACUUGCUGCAGCCUGGUAUUCUGCAAUUAAUAGACCAAGAAAAGUCAUGGUGUAUAACUGUACAACAGGUGGCACCAAUCCUUUCCACUGGAGUGAAGUUGAAUACCAUGUAAUUUCCACUUUCAAGAGGAACCCUCUCGAACAGGCCUUCAGACGGCCCAAUGUAAAUCUAACUUCCAAUCACCUUUUAUAUCAUUACUGGAUUGCUGUAAGCCAUAAGGCCCCAGCAUUCCUGUAUGAUACCUACCUCAGGAUUACUGGAAGAAGCCCAAGGAUGAUGAAGACAAUAACACGUCUUCAUAAGUCCAUGAUGUUUUUAGAGUACUUUACCAGCAAUUCUUGGACCUGGAGCACUGAGAACAUGACCAUGCUGAUGAACCAGCUAACCCCUGAAGACAAAAAGACAUUUAAUUUUGAUGUUCGACAACUACACUGGGCAGAAUAUAUGGAAAAUUACUGCCUGGGGACGAAGAAAUAUGUGCUGAAUGAAGAAAUGUCAGGCCUCCCUGCAGCUAGGAAACACUUAAAUAAGUUAAGGAACAUUCGCUACGGCUUCAACACGAUCCUCGUGAUCCUGAUCUGGCGCGUCUUCAUCGCAAGGUCUCAGAUGGCCAGAAACAUCUGGUACUUCGUGGUUAGUCUGUGCUACAAGUUCCUCUCCUACUUCAGAGCCUCCAGCACAAUGAGAUACUGAGGAAGAGGAUUUAGCAUUAGGACAUCUAUGCAUAUGGUGGUCUAACUGCACAAACCCUUUAACUUGUAAUCAUCUCACAUUUCGUGAAGCAUCAUUUCAUUUUUAACUGAGGUGAGAAAUAAGCGGGAUGGUAUUGGUAACGUUAGCUGUGUAUCUUCUGGAAAUGGAGCAAAUCUAAAGAGCAAGUGCCACGCUGAAUUGGCUUAGAAAAGCAUUUAGAUAACUUUAACUCUUUGACCUGGGGAAGACAUAUUAGACCACUGACCAACAUAACUGUGCAAUUUGGAACGUGUUUGAUUGGAAUCUGCCUUAACAUUAUUUUUUUUUCUUUUGAGUUUUACUCCACAUUGAGCAAGAUAAAUAUUGGCAUAGUAGAUACUAGUUGCUGUAGACCUAUUUAUUUGAUGUUCUUCUAAAUUACAAAGGGUUUUGCAAGUUGCAGAAGUGUACAAAUGACUCUGGAUCUCCUGAAAUAAAAUAAUUGAGAACUUUUGUAAUUUGUCUUUAGGCUUUACCACUUCUUCCUUUGCCCUCAAAGUAGGGAUGCAUCAAUGGUGCCUCCUUUGCAUAAAAGAAAAAAAAAAAUUAAAAAAUGAACCAACCUUCCUUAUUUACUGAAAGGCUGUUUGUAUAUCUGGGCUUCAGAAUGCACUUUGUGAUUCGGUUCUGUGCUUGAAACUAGCUGUGUCCAACUUGCAUUUGCAUUGGCGUGAACAAUUUGCUACUCUGAAAGCAGAACUGAUCCUUGCAUUGAGCAGAUAAAAGGAAGUGUUACCCAGAGAGGGGUAAAUAAAGGCAUUGACUGUUUUCUUUUUAAUGAUUUAUUUUUUUUUUUUAUUGAGAACACAGAGCCAGCACUUCUUCUGACUUCAAAGGGUAAAUGUAAUGAAAAGGAAUUUAUUAUGCUUGGUUGCUAUUUAUAUUGCUGGUAAUAGUAGCUGGAAGAUCUGUAGACUUUCAUUAAGAGAUACACCUGUUUUGAAGUUGUAAGCAAUGUUAGCAAAUACUUCAAGAAUUAAUUUUUUUCAAAAUCUGAGCUGUUAAAUUUGAUGCAUGGGCAACACCAAUGCACAAGCACACUUUCUCAUCCCUGCCCUAGUAAAGCCUCAUUUCACUGGGUAAGCAGAGUAAGAUGCAGCUUGCUCCAAAAUUAAAAGAUGUUAACAGCUCUUCCACCUGUCUUUUGACUUAAAUUGUUAGGUUUAAACCUGAAGAAAUCUGGAUUUUUUCCUGCAUGUUACUUUGUUUCAGUAGGGAAGACAUUUGUAAAAAUGGCAAGUUGUAAGAAAAGACUAAAUCCUUAUUUCUUUAAUCCAAGGCAAUACAUGAAGAUCCCUUUAAAUUUUGGUUGCACAGAUUUGAAAACACUGUAGUGUUCCUCUAAUUCAUGCACUGACCAGCACUCUUGCCCAGUGCUUGUUCAUUCAAAUCAGUGUGUACUGAUGAGUUUGUUCUUAAAUCUGCCUGGAAAGGCAAAUAAUGACUUAAUUACACAAGAACUACAUUUUACUUGCCCUUGGUAGUUUUUUGUCCUGUUGAAUUAAAUUUGUAAAGAACUUAUUUUGCUAUUCUUCUAAAACUCUUACUUUAAAGAGAGCACCUUUCCUGCAGGUGUAUAUCUCAUUUUGAAAUUAUAAUGGCUUCCUUGUUGAAGCUAAAUAUUCUGUAGUAAGUAGUUCAGCUGUAAUUCCUUUUUAAAAUUCCUGGUGUAUAUAUAAAGCUAGUGCUGAAAAGCCUAAAUGGUCUAGGACCACACCUUGUGUGAGAGACCUCUGACUGUGGCUGAAAUCAAUUAAGGCUUCUGUGCUUGGAGAUGUUACACUUUAACAGAUGCAGUAGGUGUAUGACAUUUUUAGCUGCCUCCCCAAGUAUCUCACUAGACCUGAAAGUAUGCUUAAGCAUUCUUGAAUUAUAGACUUUAUUCAGAGGGGCCUCCUGCCCAGUGAGACCCCUUGUCCCAUGUUGGCACGUGGCUGAAGUUUGCUAAAGAUAAGUACAUCAUACUCUGAAAGUUGUUCUGUGAAACAAUCCACUUAGGAAUUUUGGUUGUUUCUAACUAUAAACAUAAUACAUGAACAUUUUAACAUGAUACUUCUAAUGCUGAUUUGUUAACACCGAGAUAAACUAUGAAGCCAAUGAACCCAAUACUUCUGGUCCAAGACACUGCUUAGAAAUUUAGUAUUUUGGAUGAAUAAUAAGGAGAGGGAUUACUUUAAGCAUAAGCUUAUUUAACCUCUACACUAAACAUUUGCCAAUUUAGAGACCCAUUUUUUCCCCUCUUUGGAGACUGCUGUUCUGUGCCCUGUUGGUAUUUUACACCAAUUCAUCAGUCAUCCUAUUGAACUGACAGUAGAGUCAAUGUCACAUUUAUUCUGCUGGUUUUGUCACUUCCUGUGCUCGGUCUGUGAAAUUCUACCUGGAACUAUUGGAUUUUUUCCAUAUGGGAGUCCUGUCCUCCUGCAGUUCUUCACACCAGUGAUUGCACAUAAAGGAUGUUGGUUAGAAAUAUACUGGAACUAUAUUUUGGUCCAGGAAGGCAGACUCAGUGUUUUGAUUAGCAAGUUACAGGAGGGUUAUCAGCUGGUUAAUAGGAAGAGGAGCAGACUGAAACAAUAUUAUCACUGAACUGUUACUGGUUUUUAAAUUGGGGACCAGGAAAAAUAAAGACAUUUUCCUAUGUUUUUCUCUGCUGUAGGAACAGAUGUUUGGAAACAAAUGAUAGAUCUGUGAGCUUUUAUAAGACAUAAACAGAAAUAUUGGGUGCCUUUGUUUGUAAACCAAAAAUAAACAAAUCCCUUGAAAGUG
This is a messenger RNA of Lonchura striata (white-rumped munia), 5285 nucleotides long. It is a transcript of the gene FAR1, whose product is annotated as fatty acyl-CoA reductase 1. Lineage: Eukaryota; Metazoa; Chordata; Aves; Passeriformes; Estrildidae. The record is from RefSeq and is a predicted model, not a curated record. Gene Ontology annotation, biological process: long-chain fatty-acyl-CoA metabolic process. Gene Ontology annotation, molecular function: alcohol-forming very long-chain fatty acyl-CoA reductase (NADP+) activity. Gene Ontology annotation, cellular component: peroxisome.